UUUGCCUUAAGAAAGCGCUAGUUAUUGUUUACAAACAUUUUGAUUUUGUUGACAGUAUCAACAAAAAUUUGAUUUAAGAUUGUCUUCUUUAACUUGAGAGGAUAUCUAACUUAUAUCUAACUUAUAUCUAGGAUAUCUAAGUUUGAAAUCAUGAAAGACAUUGAAUUUGAAAAUCACCAGAAUAAAUGUAGACUGUGUUUUAGUAUUCCGCGCAACAAUAAAAGUCGGGUUAACAUCGACAAUGAUGUUAUUGAUAAAGUACGGACUUUAACAGAGAUCCAGCUUGACACUCAAGAAAAUUGCUCGAAUUUCAUCUGUCGAAAAUGCCAAAACAACAUUUUGAUGUUUUCUAAAUUUCGUGAAGAAAUGAUAGAAAAACAUCAAAAAUUUGAGGACUUCAUAAAAACUGACGAUUUAACACUAUUUGAAUACAUCAAAGUUGAACCUCUUUUUUCUAACAAUAAUGCUAUAAAAUUUGAAAACUCCGGCAUUAAUGAAGAAGCAAUAUUGAAAAUACUUGAGGAUAUUGACAAUGAAGCUGAGUCAGAAAUUUCCAGCCAAUUGUCAGUAACAAGAAGUGGAAAAAGAAAUAAUCCUCUUGAAGAUAAACAAAAUAGACUACAACCAACAACAAAAUGCUUAAAUCCUAAUGAAAACGUAUCGGAAGAGCUUUUAAAUGAAACAAGAUCAUCUAAAUCGCAUUCAAUUGUUUGUGAUAUUUGUGGAAAAAGCUUUAAAAUGAAGAAUAUAAAAAGACAUAAAAGAAUGUUCCAUAAAAACUUAAAGCCACAUCAGUGCGAUAAAUGCGGCAAUACGUUUGACAGCAAAAUAAAAGCCCGUCGCCAUGUUGUUACGCACAUACUGAAAGAAUGCAGGAUUCGUGAUUUCCAGUGCGAUAUUUGUGAAAGAAAAUUUCUUUGUAAAUAUUCUUUAGAUUCCCACAAAAUGAGACAUACAGCAUCACCAGAAUCAUGCAGUUUCUGCGGGAAAAAUUAUCCUAAUCGUAUAGCACGGAGAACUCAUGAGCUUAAUAUUCAUGUACAUGCAGCCCAUCCUUGUAAAAUAUGUGGAAAAAAAUGCACAACACAUUCACUAAAAAACCACAUCAAAUGUUGUCACAAUAAAGAAGGUCAAAAGGAAUUUAUGUGCGAGUUAUGCGGAAAAUCUUUCAGGUUUAAGAAGAUAUUAAAUUACCACUUAAAACUCCACGAGGAUAAAACUGUUUCAUGUGAUUUUCAUAACUGUAAUAAACAGUUCAGGAAUUCGCUGUACCUUAAGAUUCACCAGAAGCGACAUGAGGCGAGAAAGAAAUUUUCAUGCACAUUUCCCGACUGUAAUCGAUCUUAUUACGUUAGCAGUAAUCUCAAGAAACAUAUUUUUAUUUUCCAUAAGAAAAUUCGUGAGAAAUGUCCCGUUGGUAAUGGCUGUAAAUUUUCCGUUGGCAGAAUUGACUACAUGAGAAAUCAUUUGAAGAAACACUCAGAGCUAAACCCUAUUGAACUUAGAAACUUUAUUGAUGGAUUAAAAAGCAAAAUGAAUCUUGUUUAAAAAAAUUCUAAUAAAAAUUUUCUUAUCUAUUCAA
Messenger RNA from Clunio marinus, 1582 nucleotides. The record is from the annotation of a GenBank genome assembly. NCBI's taxonomy places the organism in Eukaryota, Metazoa, Arthropoda, Insecta, Diptera, Chironomidae.